Molecule: messenger RNA, 309 nt
Organism: Pistacia vera
Lineage: Eukaryota; Viridiplantae; Streptophyta; Magnoliopsida; Sapindales; Anacardiaceae
Exons: 3
Coding region: 1-309 (102 amino acids)
Source: RefSeq, a predicted model, not a curated record
AUGUUACUAGCACAAGAUAAAAGUUACAAGAAAGGUUUCAGAUUUGAUCAUGUGUGGCCUAUACUUAAGGAUAUUGAAAAAUUUGCAGAUAAUGUUAACGCCGUAGAAGUAUUUCAAAGGAAAACUGAUAACAAAUUUUUAUUCAAGGAUUUGAAAUCCAUAACCGAUCCAAUCCUACGUGAGUUUUUUCAAAAUGAGCAAUCAAGAAUUAUACAAAAAAGAGCUCAACAACAAGUGCUACACCAAAUUUGGCGUGGCGCUGUUCAGCCGCACCAAAUUGGUACGGUAAAUGGCGCUGCAUUGGAGUAG